CAGCUCCGUUAUUCUCCCCUCAGCUUCAGGACACACUCCUCGAGAGACGCACUUCAGCAUGUCGGUGGCUCUGCGCACACAGCUGUUUCUCUUUCUUAUCUGCGUUUCAUUAAGGAUGGGGCUCGCUCGCUACAUCGAGGACAACGAAGCCUCAGAUGGAUUAUAUUCUUUGCUGAGUUUGGCCCAGAAAAGAGAAUCAGAGGAUUUUAUUUUCCGCCGACCUCUCAGAUGCUUGGACAUGCUGGCCACUGAUGGCCUCUUCACCUUUGUGGCAUCAAAGCCACAGCUGGCAUGUGCAGCUUUCAUCAUAGCUGAGCCCAGUGAAGUCAUCAGUCUGGAGCUGUCUGACGUCAGCAUCGACUGCAGCGCUGGAGACUUCAUAAAGAUAUUUGAUGGCUGGGUUUUGAAGGGAGAGAAGUUCCCCAGCAAUCAGGACCAUCAUUUACCCCUCUACGAGCGCUACACAGACUACUGUUCCUCCACAGCACCAGGAGCCACCAGCCGCUCUUCUCAGAAUGUUGCCAUGAUCUUCUUUCGCAUUCACAGCCCUGCUAGUGGCUUCACCCUCGCUGUCAAGAAACUAUACAACCCUUUCCCCUGUAACAUCAUGUCUCAGAGUCCAGAGGGAAGCUUCACCAUGGUGAUGCCACAUCAGCGCAAGAACUGCAGCUUCUCCAUCAUCUACCCCGUGGAGAUCCGACUGACAGAACUCAGCCUGGGGCAGGCCAAAAGCAAUGAGCUAAGUCCACAGAGACUGGCGUGGUCUGGCUGCUCAGGGUCAGGUGACUAUGUGGAGCUGCUGGGAGGGAAUGGGGUGGAUACCUCUAAGAUGUUCCCUGUGGCCGACCUCUGUUUCUCCCUCAGUGGACUCGCCCAGAUGAAGAUUGGUUGUGAUAACUCAGUGGUGAGGCUCGUGUCCAGUGGGAACUAUAUCAACCGUGUUUCCUUCCAGUACCAACUACUGGAACACAAUGAGCUUCCCAAGGCCCGAGAGAACAGUUUGGAAAACUUCUGCACUGUGGAAUAAGAUGUCACAACACAUACGCAUAUGUACACUUGUGAGCACACACAGUCAUUCAUCUCUCUGUUAAAAAAUACCACUUUAAUGAAAGUGUCACAUUUAACUAAUUGUAUUAGUAAGUAUUUUGUAUUGUAUUUGCCAAAUAUUUUAUUAAGCUAUUAUGUUAGCUUUGAUCAUAGCCUAUUUAUUUAAAAAGAAUAUUCUCCUUAAAGUUAUGGGUGAUAGUGGAUUUUUUUCCUUUUUAAUUAUUUGUCAUUAAAAUUUGUUGUUUGUGGUUUUUAGUUGGUUUGACAUCCCUGCUGCCUCUUUUCUUUAUAUUGCCUCGACGAUUUAAGAAAUAAAUAUGAACUGCAUGAUGAAGCACA
Messenger RNA from Maylandia zebra (zebra mbuna), 1386 nucleotides. RefSeq names its product corticotropin-releasing factor-binding protein. Gene Ontology annotation, biological process: hormone-mediated signaling pathway; negative regulation of corticotropin-releasing hormone receptor activity; negative regulation of corticotropin secretion. NCBI's taxonomy places the organism in Eukaryota, Metazoa, Chordata, Actinopteri, Cichliformes, Cichlidae. Gene Ontology annotation, molecular function: corticotropin-releasing hormone binding. The record is from RefSeq and is a predicted model, not a curated record.